AUGCGGUCAGCUGUGAAGAAGCACCUGUGGAAGUGUGCAUUCUGCCGUAACCGUCGCGCCUCGCCUCAGCCACCCAGGAUGGCAGACUUGCCAGAGGCCCGUCUAGACAUGAGACGUCCGUUCAGCACAGUCGGACUCGACUUUUUCGGACCUCUGACGGUGAAGAAGUUUCGAAAGACAGAAAAGAGAUAUGUGCUGCUGAUCACAUGUCUCGCCACUCGGGCCAUCCAUUUGGAGCUAGCUGCUUUGAUGGACACCAGUAGCUUCAUCAUGGCACUGCGCCGCUUUAUCGCACGAAGAGGUAGACCUCGAACUAUCUACUCGGACAAUGGCACUAAUCUAGUCGGAGGCGAAAGAGAACUGCGAGAAGCCAUCGAACAUUGGAAUCAGGCACAGAUAUCCGAUGCUUUGAGUCAGAGAAACAUCCAGUGGGUGUUCAUCCCGCCAGCCGCCCCGCAUAUGGGCGGUGCAUGGGAGCGUCUGAUCGCCUCGGUGAAGCGCUCCCUCAAAGUGGUUCUAGGAAACAAAUGCGUCUCGGAGGACGUUCUUCAGGCGACCCUAGCGGAGGUCGAAUUCAUGAUCAACGGCCGUCCUCUGACCUACAUUAGCAGUGAUCCUCAAGACCCCGAACCUCUUACGCCCAACCACUUCUUGUUGGGCUCAUCUGAUGGAAGAGAAGGACUACCGCCAGGGGUAUUCAAUGAUGCUGAUGCUGAUGUUGUUGGACGGAGGAGAUGGCAACAAGUACAGAUCCUCGCUGAACAUCUGUGGAAAAGGUGGCUCAAGGAGUACCUUCCUACGCUGAUAAACAGACAGAAAUGGAAGACAGAGAAGAAGAAUCUGCAGAUAGACGACGUAGUUUUGGUCGUCAACAGUCAGAGUCCUAGAGGAUACUGGGAAUUGGGACGCAUCACAAGAGUCUACCCAGGCUCUGACGGAGGAGUCAGAUCAGCGGAAGUGAAGACAAAGAGUGGGACGUAUGUUCGCCCGACAACGAAGUUGUGUCUCUUGGAGAGUCUCAACUAA
Messenger RNA from Amphibalanus amphitrite, 1026 nucleotides. RefSeq lists its product as uncharacterized. Gene Ontology annotation, biological process: DNA integration. Gene Ontology annotation, molecular function: nucleic acid binding. The transcript has a single exon. Bases 1 to 1026 code for a protein of 341 amino acids. The record is from RefSeq and is a predicted model, not a curated record. NCBI's taxonomy places the organism in Eukaryota, Metazoa, Arthropoda, Thecostraca, Balanomorpha, Balanidae.